Molecule: messenger RNA, 231 nt
Organism: Nycticebus coucang (slow loris)
Lineage: Eukaryota; Metazoa; Chordata; Mammalia; Primates; Lorisidae
Product: heat shock factor-binding protein 1-like
Exons: 1
Coding region: 1-231 (76 amino acids)
Biological process (GO): cellular heat acclimation
Cellular component (GO): nucleus; cytosol
Molecular function (GO): transcription corepressor activity
Source: RefSeq, a predicted model, not a curated record
AUGGCCAAGACUGAACCCAAGAUGGUGCAAAAUCUGGCCUCAGUCAUGCAGGUUCUCCUGCAGCAGAUUCAAGAUAAAUUUCAGAUCAUGUCUGACCAGAUGAUUGGAAGAAUUGAUGAUGUGAAUAGUCGCAUUGAUGAUCUGGAGAAAAACAUUGCAGACCUCAUGACACAGGCUGGAGUGGAAGAACUGGAAUGUGAAUGCAAGAUACCGGCCACACAAAAGUGUUAA